Molecule: messenger RNA, 1182 nt
Organism: Cuscuta campestris
Lineage: Eukaryota; Viridiplantae; Streptophyta; Magnoliopsida; Solanales; Convolvulaceae
Source: the annotation of a GenBank genome assembly
CUAUAUAAUGGUCCUUAUCUUCGCCAGCCUUAGUUAAUUACCCCUUAAGUUCUUUAGUUAGGUGUCUUAUUUCUCUCAUCUGAAUCCACUAUCAGCCCCAAAUAUGGGAAUCGAAACCUUGAACGUAUGAAUUUGUUUUCAUGGAAAGAUUCAUUGAUGCUAACUCUUGGCAUGUUGGAUUUUGAUUAUGCACUGAGAGAGCCUGCCCCUCCUGCUCCCACUGAUAAAAGUACUGCUGAAGAUAAAAUAGUACAUGAGAGAUGGGAGAGGUGCAACAGAAUGGCUCUUAUGCUCAUUAAAAAUUCCAUCAGCAUAAUCAUCAGGGGAGCUAUUCCAGAUUCAUCUAAUGCUAAAACAUAUCUGGCUUCCGUGGAGGAACAAUUCAAAGCAACUUCUAAGGCACAUGCUAGUACUCUUAUUUUGAAGAUGGUGACUACAAAAUAUGACGGGAAUAGCGGCAUUCGUGAGCACAUCAUGAUGAUGAACGACAUGGCCCAUUCAUCUAAUGCUAAAACAUAUCUGGCUUCCGUGGAGGAACAAUUCAAAGCAACUUCUAAGGCACAUGCUAGUACUCUUAUUUUGAAGAUGGUGACUACAAAAUAUGACGGGAAUAGCGGCAUUCGUGAGCACAUCAUGAUGAUGAACGACAUGGCCCGUAAGUUUAAGGGAUUGGACAUGGAGAUCAGUGAAUGUUUUCUGGUGCACUUCAUAAUGACUUCUCUUCCUUCAUCUUUUGAAGCUUUCAAGGUCAACUACAACACCCAGAAGGUCAAGUGGUCGAUGAAUGAGUUGAUUGCUAUGUGCGUACAAGAAGAAGAGCGUCUGAAGCUGGACAAACCUGAUGUGGCUUACCUCAUAACCGCUAAUACAAAGAAGAGGAAGGGCAAUGUCGAUAAGAAGGAUGUUUCUAAAGUCCAUAAACGUGAUGCAAGUGCUUCUUCCAGCUCUAAGAACUCCAAAGGGAAGUCUUACUGCAAGUUCUGCUGCAAGGAAUUACACAGACAAAACUGCCAAGACUUUAAGGAGUGGCUGACGAAGAAAGGGAUUCCUUACAAUCUAGAAGCUGGAAAGAAACCAAAGAACACUUAAACUGGGGAAUGGAACAGAACUAGGUGUCGAAGCCGUGGGAACCUUAGAAUUAAUAAUGAAAACUAGUUUAUGUAUUAAACUUUAUGAUACCUU